GAGGACAACUACUGCAAGUAAGAUUAUACUCAAGCAGCGGAGUAUGCGACGUACUAAUGAAAGGCGUCAGCAAGGCGGAGUGGCUAUGAGAGGGGUAAACAAGUUCUGUGGCCAACUCUUGUCGAAAAAGAUCUUUGUGCAGUAGUUGUGGAAGUUGAACUAGUUAUCCGAGACAACAUUCUGUAAUUAUUGGCGCUUGGAAGUUCGGGAGAUAUAGCAGAAGACCCGAGGUUAGCCGUCAGGCAAUAAGUAAUAAUGGUAAGGUAGCAUUUGUGUGGAAUUCCCGUUCAUACAUACCUCCUAAGGUAUUCGGCCGGAUAAUUCGUCGAACGACUUUAUAUGGCUGCAUACCUUAUAGAUAUCUGACCAACUCGCAUAUUAUUUCCAAAUAUAACAGAGAGUCGGUUUAAAACCAGUCUCAAAAGCAAAUUAUCCGGACAGGUUUUCUUGAUCAUUUCGCAAAUACUCAACAAACCUUUACUCAAGAGCAAUGGCUUCUACUAUCGUUCUAAUCAGCGGCGCCAAUCGAGGUAUCGGCAAAGCCCUCGCUGAGCGCUACCUCGCCCUACCUAACCACACGGUCAUCGCUGCUAACCGCGAUCCGAAGCACCCCACAUCCAAGGAUAUGGAAAAGCUACCGAAGGGCCCCGAAAGCAAACUGAUCCUCGUCAAGGUCGAAGCUACGAGCGACACGGACGCCGCGGAUGCUGUCAAGGAACUGCAAGAUCAAGGCAUUGAUCACUUAGACAUCGUAAUUGCCAACUCCGGAAUUACCUUCGGUUUCACUAAAGCGGUCGAUGCGAAAGUCGAGGACAUGCGCCGGGUUAUGGAGGUCAACGUCUACGGCGUGCUACGGCUAUUCCAGGCUACUUUGCCGUUGAUUCGCAAGGCCGCCGCUCCGAAAUUUGUGACCAUCGGAUCUGGCGCGGGAAGUAUAGAGGAAAUGUAUCCGUAUCCCAACGCUGUUUAUGGCCCUUCGAAGGCCGCUGUUCACUGGUUGACGAAAAGCAUAAACGAAGACGAGGACCAUAUCAUUGCAUUCGUAAUAGAUCCAGGAUGGACCCAAACCGAGAUGGGAGAUACGACGGCGCAGUCAGUCGGCCUAGACAACGCUCCUAUCACCGUGGCAGAGUCCUGCGACGGCAGUUUUAAAGUGAUAAAUGAGGCGACUAGGGAAUCGGGGGGUAAGUUGUGGACUUACAACGGAAGGAAGAGAGCUUGGUAGGCGAUGAUAGCGCCGCAUAUAUGAUGAUAUUCGAAGAUGAGACAGCUUAUUACGAAAUCCGCUAUGCGGCGCCCCACCCCCUGGUUAAGAGCUUUUCCGAUCGCGGCCUAAAACUAGUCCUAACGACGGCGUAUGCUACUACUACUAUUACUAUUACUACCUAACCUUAGGUAUGUAGAGCUCUGUUGCGUACGAUCGACUUGUCACUUAUCGGCCUGUUUAGGGCGCGCCAAGUACAAUACAACGA
This is a messenger RNA of Daldinia caldariorum, 1472 nucleotides long. RefSeq names its product NAD(P)-binding protein. NCBI's taxonomy places the organism in Eukaryota, Fungi, Ascomycota, Sordariomycetes, Xylariales, Hypoxylaceae. The record is from RefSeq and is a predicted model, not a curated record. The transcript has 3 exons. Bases 491 to 1225 code for a protein of 244 amino acids.